CUUUACUUGUGGUGUGUGUUCAAGUAGUUGCUGAGUUACAGUUGCUCGUAGGAAUAAUGAAGGAAGAUAGAAAAGAAUUAAUAUAUGGAAUACUAGUGGUCAUAGGUGCAUUUUGUCUCCACUUCAGUCUUGGACACUUCUAUACUGUCUCGAACAUGGCAACAUACAUUAUGUCAUACAUAGCAGCCAGAGUUGACAAAACUAUCAGUGAUAGCUCAGCUGUGUGGUUAUCUGCACUUGCCCUUGGAUGUCAGGGUCUGGCUAUGCCCGUAGGUGGGCUUAUGGGAAGGAAAUUUGGACCGAAAUCGACGAUGAUUGCGAGUUUGAUACUGGGAAGUGGAAGCAUUCUGUUAACAUAUAUUACUGUUCAGAAAACGUUUGUUGGUGUAGUUUUUACUGUUGGAAUAAUGUUUGGGUUUUCAAUGGGAGUUGGUUAUUCAGUUGCAAUAGCGUGUGCAGUUUCUUGGUUCCCUAAUAGAAGAGGAUUAAUUGUUGGCAUAAUUGUUGGGGGAUUCGGCUUAGGGUCUCUAGUUUUUACCCCUAUUCAAACUGCAUACAUCAACCCAUCUAACUUAAAGGUUAAUGUUGAAACAAGGCGUUUCACAGAUCCAGAGCUUCUUGAUAGAGUUCCAUAUGUUUUCUUGGUGAUGGGUUCAAUAUUAGCAUGUUUGCAACUAGUGGCAUGCAUAUUAGUUCGCAUGAAACCACCCCAUAAAAAGGAUGAGCAUCGGGAAGAAGAAGAAGGAAGAGGAUUGGGAGGUUCAAAAACGCAAACUCAUCCAUCAAAUGAUUUAAAAAGAAAGAAUUUUGUAAAGGGUGAUACACAGCCCCAAAAUAGUGCGAUAGAAGUGAAUAUUCGACCUGGCAGGCUAUUGCAUCAUAUUGACUACUAUCUUCUGAUUACAAUGAUGCUUCUUAACUGUUUUCCGAUAUCUGUUCUUACGAGUUCAUUAAAAAUCUUUGGACAAACUUAUAUAAGCGAUGACAGGUUUUUAUCAAGUAUAACAGCUAUCACUGCUCUUUUUAAUUCUGGUGGACGUAUAGCCUGGGGUGCUCUGGUGGAUCGUUUUUCAUUUAAGGUACCAGUCUGCGUACAAUUGUUCCUAUGGAGUUUAUUAUUGUUUACAUUUCCGAUUAUUGCUUAUACAACCGGAGUCGUAUUGAAAAUUUUAUAUUCUAUGUGGGCAUGUGCCUUAUUCUUCUUCAUGUCUGGUGUUUUUUCAAUGAUGCCAUCUGCAACUGGCACUAUAUUCGGUCCAGCAAAUUUAGCUGUCAAUUAUGGAUUGGUUUAUCUUGGAUUUUCCUUCGGAUCGAUACUUUCACUUCUGGUGAGCCUUUUCUGGAAAGUAUCUCCUGAAAUCUUCUUUGCGUUUUCUGCAUGCAUGUGCUUAAUUACUUUUGCCUUAUCCAUAUGGCUUGAUGACAGAAAAUUACCUGAAUCUUUACGUUUCAUGAAAUGGUUCUCAAAUCAUUGCUUAUCUAGAAGAGUUGGUUAUCAAUCCGCUGCUAAGACAACUGAAAAUUUAUGAAUUAUAAAAUGGAACUAAUAGAACUAAUUAUUUUUUGGGUUUUUUUAUUAGUUAGAAAAAAAAAAUACUUUUAUUUUAUAAUCAUUAAUUAUAUUGUGUGAGUAACACAAGUAAAGAUUUAUGAAUUAAGACAGAACUAAUAGAACUACUUAUUUUUCUGGGAUUUGUUUUUUAGUUGAAAAAAAAAAACAACUUUUAUUUAUAAUCAUUAAAUUGUGUGAGGAAUGAAUAUUUUACUUCAAAAUCAGUAAUCAGCACAAAUGCAGCAUGUAAAGCAAUUAGUCACAAUUUUUUUUCUCUUUUAAACUAGACUUUAUUCAUUUUUGACUGACUUUCUUACUUAAAAAAAAAUAUUUAUUUAAAUCUGGAAAUUUUUUGUUGCAAUAAAAAAAAGAAGCACGGUAAAAAUAGAAAUGUUCCGUUAAUGAA
This is a messenger RNA of Schistosoma turkestanicum, 1958 nucleotides long. The record is from the annotation of a GenBank genome assembly. Lineage: Eukaryota; Metazoa; Platyhelminthes; Trematoda; Strigeidida; Schistosomatidae.